AAGCAGCAGCAGUAGUCCCGUCUGCUUUUAGAGUGGUUUUAAUCUGUCUUUAGUGGACAUGUUUUAACCCACCUGUUGUGGAUUGUGUAUUUUCCUUAUUAUCUUGACUAUGUGGAUUCAUCAUGGAUUUUGUGAGCGCUUUGCUUAUGAACAUCGUUGCUCUGGGGACUGUCAUGGACUUUCAAACAAACUAGCUUUAACUUAAUUAUUAACCUCAGAUUUCUCUUCUAAUGGACUUCAUGUAAAAAAAAAGCUGUCCUCUGGAUGCCUUAGUGUCUUAUUGAGUUCCUCCAGUAUUGGUAAUGUGAAAAGGUGCCUCUGGAUGUCUUGCAGUGGGUUCACCUUAUAAGGACAAGUGACAACUAUUGGUCGGGGAUCGUCACGUGUCUCAGAGACGUGUAUUGUGUUUAUUCAGUUGAGCUCUGAAUCUCAGCCAAUCCUCUUCGAGGGACAGAGCAGUUUGAUCUGAAUUGAGUCGAUAUAAAUACAAUCUCCUGAGCCUCCACCCAACAUCCAUCUAUCUAAGGUCAGUCCGACUAGAACAAGAUGCCUGAGACAGUGAAAGCACCCAAGAAGGGCUCUAAGAAAGCCGUGUCUAAGGCAACCAAGACCGGCAAGAAGAGGAGGAGGACCAGGAAAGAGAGCUACGCCAUCUACGUGUACAAGGUCCUGAAGCAGGUCCACCCCGACACCGGGAUCUCUUCCAAGGCUAUGGGUAUCAUGAACUCGUUUGUGAGUGAUAUCUUUGAGCGCAUCGCCGGUGAGGCCUCCCGUUUGGCUCACUACAACAAGCGCUCCACCAUCACCUCCAGGGAGAUCCAGACCGCCGUCCGCCUGCUGCUGCCCGGUGAGCUGGCCAAGCACGCCGUGUCUGAGGGCACCAAGGCUGUGACCAAGUACACCAGCUCCAAGUAAAGCCGCUGUGAACCAGCAACCACAAAGGUCCUUUUCAGGGCCACCUACAUCAACCUUAAAGCGCUGAAGCAUCAGAUGUUACAGUACACAAUCAAACAAUAUUACUUGUGAUUAUAUAUCUACAUAAUUCUUCGAAUUCAGAACCACAUAUAAAGUGUAUGCUCAAACUAACCUCGUGAUUACUUGUCUGUGAAGACAGAUUCAAACUCUUAGCAGCUUUCUUGCGUGAUUACUUGUUGGUACUGUGAACUUAUAAACAGAUUUCUAAUAAAUAUCCAUUCUUUAAAUUGUCCACUCUUUAAGCACCAAUCGCAGGGAGCAGGAAUGUCACAACAACGCAGACCCACGAUCCCGCCAGAAGGCGCGCGGACACAAAACUUUUCCCCGUGCGCUGAGCUGCUGCAGGACUGCAGCUAACAGUUCCAUUCGGUCCCUUUAUACAUUUAAUGGAUACGUUAAUACAGAACGAGGGGUUUCUGUCUAAUUAUAGCAUUCAUAUUAUGAAAUAUCAUGUAGGCUAAACGUGGACCGGGAGAAUUCAGGGAUUUCACGCAUGCGCUCUGCUAUUCGGCCUUUUUAGUAGUUGAAGCACUUGUGCAGAAGAUGCAGCUUUCAGUGCUAGAGGCCAAAAUCUGACACGUAUGGGGUUAGUGUAAAUAUAUUUGAUUGUUGGUGUUGGCUAGACCUGGAGUCCUGCCUUAAUGUUUAAGUUUGUCAGCGCUUUAUACGAGGAUUUACGCGCAGCUAGCUCAAGUGAUCAUGCUUACAUGAAGGUGAUCAAAGAUUAUACACAUUCACUGUCCCGGUCAGGCUUUUAUUUUUCUUAUGAUGAAUUCAUGAAGAAUGGUCAACUGCAUAUCGGUGGCAAUUUAAAUAAAAACUGGAGGAUGA
Messenger RNA from Notolabrus celidotus (New Zealand spotty), 1806 nucleotides. RefSeq names its product histone H2B 1/2-like. Lineage: Eukaryota; Metazoa; Chordata; Actinopteri; Labriformes; Labridae. The record is from RefSeq and is a predicted model, not a curated record. Bases 547 to 915 code for a protein of 122 amino acids. Gene Ontology annotation, molecular function: structural constituent of chromatin; protein heterodimerization activity; DNA binding. Gene Ontology annotation, cellular component: nucleosome. The transcript has 2 exons.